Messenger RNA from Plectropomus leopardus (leopard coralgrouper), 4515 nucleotides. It is a transcript of the gene klhl34, whose product is annotated as kelch-like family member 34. The record is from RefSeq and is a predicted model, not a curated record. NCBI's taxonomy places the organism in Eukaryota, Metazoa, Chordata, Actinopteri, Perciformes, Serranidae. Gene Ontology annotation, molecular function: protein binding.
GUGUGUGUGUGUUUAUCCAUGCAUCUGCUCGCCUGCCCGGUUGCUGUGUAUGUUGGAUGCAUGUAUUCGGGUGAUACUCCCUCCCGGACGCAGAGAAAAGGGCAGUGGACGGACACAAAGCCAACAGUGCUGGGACAUCACAGAAAGAGACAGGAGGCUUUGGGAAGUUUGAGCGCCAAAAGGGGGGCGGCGUGCGUGUCGGUGCCAGUUGAUAGCCUUCCUAUCAUGGUGUCACAUGAAGACGGAGCGGGACAAAAACACAGAUGGAGAGACCUCGGCUGAGGACAUGCACUUGACUCUUCUGCUCUCAACUUUGCUGUCUGCUCCCAUCAUUUCCUUCUCUUUGCUCUCACCAACCUAUUAUCCUGUUCUCCCGCUAACGUCAGAUUCUCUUUCUGUCAAACGUUCUUUAGUGCUUUUUUGAUAAUCAUCGCUGCUUUUUCUUCCUGCUUCAGCUUCUUCCUACCUCCCUGACGAAGCCUUUUCUCUUCAACUAAUCCUCUUUUUUGACUUUCUCUCCAAUAUCUCCUCAUCUUUUGGAUGGAUAGCUACUCCCUUCUCUACAGUUCCUCCCACAGAACCGGGCUCCUCUCCGGCUUCCAGCGGCUGCGCUCCCAGAGCAACAUGUGUGAUGUCGUCCUCGAGGCCGGCGGUGUAUCCUUCCCUUGUCAUCGCGCCCUUUUGGCCAGCUCAAGCGAGUAUUUUUGGGCUCUGUUUGGAGAGACUACCGCCGAGAGAUUAGCGGGCCGCAUCAGCCUCCCGGCGCUAACACCUGAGGGUUUAGACGCCAUCCUAGACUUCCUGUACUCCGGCUGGCUCAGUGUGUCGCCGUUAACACUUCCUGUCGUCCUUGAGGCUGCCAGGUACUUGCAGGUGGAGACGGCUGUUUCGAUAUGCGAGCGCUUCAUGAUUGACGGUUUAAGUGCGGAGAACUGCUGUUGCUAUGCUAACCUGGCCGAGCACCAUGUCCUCUCUGAUGCACUUGAGGCUGCCAAUCAAACCGUCUCUAUGGAGAUGGGGACAUUGCUGCAGGAAAGCAGGGACGACCUCAUAAAGCUGAAUAUCCAAUCACUGACGGCGGUGCUGGACGCUGACGAGAUACCGGGCGUCAAAGAGGUGGAGCUCAUAAAGCUGGCUCUGGAUUGGCUGGAUGCGAACGGGCCCCUCCCCCUGCUGAAGUCAAAUCUCCUGCUGAGUCGUUUGCGCUUCGGAUUGGUUGCUACCUCUGAGCUCAACAAUCUAAGCCACGCCCAUAGAGCCAUGGCCACACCUCUCAUCAGAAGCCAGCUGACUCGAGCGCUGGAGUACCACCGCCUGGGUCCAGCUCAGCCAAUCAGACAGAGCAAACAGACGACACUCAGAGCGUCGCCAAAUCGGGUGCUGCUUGUUGGUGGAGGAUCAAGUGCUGAUUCGCCGGAACCACAGAUGGUGGCGUUUGAUCCCAGAGGCAGGAAGUUUUCAACUCUAACUUCCAGCAUCCCGCUGCGGCUGAGAAACCACUGCGUGUGCUCGGUGGGAGGUUUCCUCUUCGUGAUUGGAGGAGAUGAAGUGAAAGAAGGAGACGAGGAUGGGAAGAAGUCCAUCACUGUGGCAACAUCCAAUCAGGUGUGGCGCUACGACCCUCGCUUUGACCACUGGGAGGCGGUGGAGUCCAUGCUGGAGAGGCGGGCGCGGUUCACCUGCUGCAUAGUGGAGGACGCUAUUUAUGCCAUCGGGGGACGACACACGCAACCAGACACCAACACGCACACGCCUGUAGCUUCUGUUGAAUUCUACAACAUGACCACAGGAGCAUGGAGGCGAGGAGCAAACAUGCCACGCCCCCUUUACGGCCACGCUUCUGCCAUUCUUAAUAACAACAUCUACGUGUCAGGUGGCAACCAGAGUGGCAGUAACCAUGGUGAUGACCACAGAGAGGGCAGCAGAGAGUUCCUGUUCUGGGACCUCAAAAGCCGAGUCUGGGAGAAGCGAGCGCCCAUGUCCAUCGCCAGGUUCAGCCACCGGCUGGCGACCGCACACGGACACAUCUACGCCCUGUUGGGAAUGUACGAGCCUUUCUGCGACAUCGAACGAUACGAUCCGCAGUCAGACCACUGGACCCGCCUCCGACCGCUCCUCACAGGCUCCUUCAACUACGGGAUGGUGUCGACGCCAUCGGGGAAUCUGCUGGUGUUUGGAGGGAGGAGGUGGAGCGAUGGACGGGAGGUGAUAGUGAAGAGCGUGUUGGAGUACGACACAAAGAAAGAUCAAUGGAGAGAGAUCUGCCAGCUGCCCAGACCUCUCACUGGGACUGAGUGCACGCUGCUGCCUCUGCCAGACUAAUGAGCACAUGAAAGUGAAAUAAUUUCAUUCAUCGAUCAAAAAAAGUCUCAAAAUGCUGAGAACAGAACAAAGGUUCAAAUGGUGACGUGGCAAUAUCAUAAAUUCGAAGCUCAAUUUUUAUGCGUUUGUCAUAUGAACAGCAGUGACGUUUAGAGAUCUAAAACAACUGUUUUAGUCAUGAAAUCACUGUUUCUAGUCCCAUCUCAGUAGAGGAGAACAGAUGUGCAUUAUUCCAGAAUAUUUAGGCAAAUAUUUCAAGUAAGAGUUUUUGAAUCCAGGGCCUACUCUAUUACUACUUGACUGUUUGACAUUUUGGGAAAAAGUAUUAUUCUUUCUCACUUAAUUAGAUGAGAAAAUUGAAACCACUCUUAAGAUUCUCACAAUCACCAAUAUUUUCUUAUUUGGUAUUUGUUCUUAGGUCUAUGAACACAAGAGGACUUUUGUGAUGCAUUUUGGGCUGACGCUAUUACUAGUCCGGUACUCCAUCUUCUAGACUUUCAUUUGGGCAUUAUUGACUUUUCUUCUUCAGUUUCAGCAGUGUCAUAUCUUUUUAUAUGUACUAGCAGGUUAUUUACCUUUGCUUAUUAACAUAAACUGGCAUGUGCUUUCAACUAACAAGAACAAUGGGCUUCAUUUUCAUAAGAAUGCAAUAACAAUUUUAGAUUAUUAUUUGUGAAUGAGGCCCAAUUUUCUCAUCUAACAACUUUAUUUAUGCGCUUAAUAAGAGACUACAAACAGAAGACAGACAGCGCUUUAAACACAAGACCUCCCAUAACACCACAGACAUCAGUUUUACAUAUCAGAUUUUGUAUUAAUUAAAUAAAUCGGAUGUUAAUUUGUGAAGUUCGUAAGCACUUUUUCCCUUUAGAUAAAGUCAAUAGCAAAUUCCCUGUUGGCAGUCUUUAUGCUGAGCUUAGUUGACUAUAUUCUGGUUUUUGCUAAUGGACAGAGAGGUAGGGAUCUACUUAUUCACCUCUUGGGAAGAAUAAUUUAAAAAACACAUAUCAAAACCACAAAUAACAAGCUAAAGGGUAAAUGUUGUUGUCUGUUUUGUUUGAGUUUUUUUAAUUGCAUGUCCCUGUCUGAUCACUCACUGAUCUGACAGAAAAAUAUGCAAUUUAACUCUUUAGCUUUGUCUUUCUAUCACUUAGAACAGAUACAGUUAUGGAGAGCUAAUUACAAACAUGCACCACUGAGAAGUGAAAAACAUGUUUUUUUUGUCAGCGAUAUUCCUGUGACCGAAUGUGUCAAUGUUCUAAGGCGAAACAUAAAACAAGAGCUAAGGAGGGAGAUAAAGGGGAUUUUGAGAACAAUAGCGGGAGGUAAAGAGAUUUAGUGGGACGAAGGUAAUUCCUGAACAAAUGAGUUUUCAGGAAGAGGUUGAGCCGGGCUGCGGAGGAGGCUAUCACACAUGAGAGGGAAAAGAGAAGAAGUCAAAACAGGAGAUAAGGUGAAGAAGGUGGAGGAGGACAACUUUGAAAUAUAACAGCAAGGCUAAGCUGAAUAUUUUAUGGAAGAUAAAAGUUAGAUGCAUGUGACAUUCCUGUUUAUUUAGGUACUGGUGGUGAAUAAUUUAAGUUUUCUAUAAGAAAAGCGAAGCAAGGAUAUCGACUGACCUUUUUUAGGUCUUGUUUUCCAUCUGCACUGACAACCAAAAGGACAAAGUAGGUUAAAGCUGCAGAGCAGAAAAAGUAUUAGCGGGAAUCAUAUGCAUGAUUUGUGGGUAAUAGCUACGUAACCUGCUGGAGUUAAUUAUUCAUGGACUGUCGUGCUUACCUCCAUUUAAUCCUGAAUGUGUACUGUCUGCAAAAUUAUUUAUUUAACAUGUUUUAUUAUGUUUCAAGGAAAUACUGGAUGCAAAAUUGAUUGGUUGCCCAAUUAUACCGUAGCGAUUAUUAUAAAUGAAAAUACGUAUGGAAAAGUUCUAAACUUAAACAUAAAGGCGAAAUAUUUUCGAUAUAAAUCAUGGCGAGUGGAUUUUUCAGUUGCUCAUUACUGUCAAAACAUUCAGAUUUAAUGCAGAUUUUGUCGCAGCAUUGUGCAGUUAAACAUUCCUAUUGGUAAUUAUCAUGAAAUAAUGACUAUGUAAAAUAAAUACUGAUUUAAAAAAUCACGAGCCUCUACAGAAAAAUCUGAAAAUAAUCCAUCCAUAAAUAUAUCUGUUCUAUUACCAUUAAGAACCAAUAAAACUGA